This is a messenger RNA of Thunnus maccoyii (southern bluefin tuna), 1215 nucleotides long. Its product is annotated as 85/88 kDa calcium-independent phospholipase A2-like. Gene Ontology annotation, molecular function: protein binding. The record is from RefSeq and is a predicted model, not a curated record. Lineage: Eukaryota; Metazoa; Chordata; Actinopteri; Scombriformes; Scombridae. The transcript is spliced from 11 exons. Gene Ontology annotation, biological process: positive regulation of ceramide biosynthetic process; cardiolipin acyl-chain remodeling. Bases 1 to 1215 code for a protein of 404 amino acids. Gene Ontology annotation, cellular component: mitochondrion.
AUGUUCAUGUCUGAUGGUAACCAGGCAACGUGUGUGGAGGAGAUCCUCAAAGCAGACCCAGGCCAGCUCCAGGCUGAGGAUUCUGUAUAUGGUGGGACGCCUCUCCACUGGGCCAAAACUGCUGAGAUGUGUCGUUUGCUGCUGGAGCAUGGCUGUAUGGUGAACUAUCUCAGUAAGACCGGGGAGAGCGCCCUCCACAUUCUGACCAAGAAGGGCCGCUUUGAGGCAGCCAUGGUGUUACUCACCCACGGAGCCAACGCCAACCUGAAGGGACAAGACAGGAACACAGCUCUGCACCUCGCUAUGAAGAUGGACCACAUGGAGUUGAUCAAAGCUCUGAUUGUAUUUGGUGCUGAUGUGGAGAUCCACAACGACUUGGGAGAAACGCCUGGACUGAUCGCUGCACGCACCAGCAAAGGUCCGAAUAGAAAGAUACUGCUGGACAUGCUGUGUAGUGUAGGGGUCCAGCGGUGCCUCCCCCCCUCCCCUGCCAGUCCUCCCCCCAUCUCCAACAAGGCCCCACCUCCAGGCAUAGGGUUUGAGGACAUCAUGUUCGUGGGGGCUGCAGUCACUGCAAUGACCAGAGGCACAUCUGAAGUGGACGGGCCCAAAACGGGGAAAAGGAAUUACAUUGUGCAAGAACAGGUGUUCAGGGAGCGGAGUGGGAAUGAAAGAGGCACCUUUCUCUCUAUUACAAAUGAGACAAAAAGUUCUGGUGUAAAAAAAGUUCUGGCCCUCGCUAUAAUCCACGGAAAGUCCAUGGAGUACCUUCGCUGCCUGUACUUCAGGAUGAAAGAGCAGGUGUUCAAAGGGUCACGACCCUAUGAAUCAGCACCACUGGAGGAUUUCCUGAAGAAAGAAUUUGGAGAGAACACCAAGAUGACAGACGUCCAAUACCCCAGGGUGAUGGUGACCAGUGUUCUGGCUGACAGACAUCCAGGAGAACUGCACAUCUUCAGGAACUAUGACCCUCCCUCCAUCCACAGAGAGCCCCCGUAUGCCACCACGGCCACGUUCCAGCCUCUCACUGUCCCACAAGGAUGGGAGGAUGAGGAUGUGUUGAUAGUAGGAUACACAGUGGAGCCAGCCAGAAAGCGUAGGAAGGUGACAGCUGAAGGUGUGUUUGUGAGUGAAAAACAAAGGGACAGGUUCACAAAGAACUUAACUUGGUCAGUCACAAAAUUACCUCACAAAUUCCCAUUUGUUCACGUAUAA